This is a messenger RNA of Tachysurus fulvidraco (yellow catfish), 3579 nucleotides long. RefSeq names its product pyroglutamylated RF-amide peptide receptor. The record is from RefSeq and is a predicted model, not a curated record. The transcript is spliced from 6 exons. NCBI's taxonomy places the organism in Eukaryota, Metazoa, Chordata, Actinopteri, Siluriformes, Bagridae. Bases 113 to 1453 code for a protein of 446 amino acids. Gene Ontology annotation, cellular component: membrane. Gene Ontology annotation, biological process: G protein-coupled receptor signaling pathway. Gene Ontology annotation, molecular function: neuropeptide Y receptor activity.
CAGGCAUUAUUCCGUCAUACUCCAUUUACAGUAGGAGUUCAUUUCUGUUGGAUCUGCAUUCCUCAUGUUUUCAUCUGGACUUGGACCAAAACCCUGAUACUGUGAGUCAACAAUGAACCUUACCUCAGAUUUGUUGGACAUGAUGCUGAAGGCGUCCAACCUCUCACGAUGGCAGUUCAUCCAACAAUACUCCAUCCCACCUCUGGUGGCUGUGCCCAGGCUCCCAGAUGCCCUUCUACCAGUAUUUUGUCUACUCUAUGUGCUAAUCUUUGGGCUUGCUGUGGUUGGAAAUGGGGCUGUGCUGGUUCUUCUUUGCCGUAAGAAAGCACUGCAGUCCCCAAGCACUUUCUUCAUCUGCUCGCUGGCACUCAGUGAUCUUCUCAUUGGCAUUGUGUGUGUACCUGUGUCCCUGUUGCAACACUUUUUUACCAACUGGCUGGCAGGCAACUUCCUGUGCAAGCUGGUCCCUUUCCUCCAAGUGACUGCCAUAGCAACCAGCAUCCUGACCAUGACUUGUAUCGCUGUGGAGCGUUUUCAAGGGAUUUUGUAUCCUCUUCAUGUCCGCAACAACUACAUCCUUCACAGCUCCAUCAUAAUGCUUGUGGCUGUGUGGAUAAUCGCACUGGCAAUUGCAGCUCCCAUGUGGUUUGUGCAGAAAGUACAGGUGAAAUACGACUUCCUGUUUGAUGUUCAUCACACCAGUUGUCUGGAGGUGUGGCCAAGCCAACACUGGAGGCGGAAAUACACCUUAUGCCUAUCAGUGAUGUUUUUUUUGGUCCCAAUGGUGACCAUGGCUAUCCUGUAUGGGAAGAUCAUGAGGGAACUGUGGGGCAAACACCGCAUUCACGAGGCUGUGUUCCAAACACUGCCAGGGUCUGAGAUCAACAAGAUCACCAGGAGGAAGAGGAGAGCAGUGAAGAUGAUGGCCACCGUGGUGCUUCUGUUCGCUGCUUGCUGGGCUCCAUUUCACCUUGUAUCACUGCUGCUGGACUAUGAAAAGCUGAACCUGGACCUGGACUCAGAGUUUCUGUUGCUUAGCUUGGUGCAGAUCCUGGGCUUCAGCAACUCUGUGUGCAAUCCAGUGAUCUAUGCAGCCCUCAACACCAACUUCAAAAGGGAUUUGCUGGCGCUGCUCAUGCACAGACGGAUACCCUGUUUCCGGAGAAGGCAGACCCGAGUUGGAGUCUCCGUCACGGAACCAAGGACCACCAUGGAGAGGAUGGAGAGGAGAGUCAGAGUCCAGCCAUGGAGCAAAGUUGCCUGGGACACAGAGAACGGUGUGGCACUGGUGACAAAUGGAACGAGGUCCGAAUCAUUCAACCCCAUGAACCUGCUUGGUUCAAUUUGGCCCAGUCACAACUCAGGCACUGUCAUUCUGAACGUCACUGACCCCGUGCACAUGGAUGCUACCUACAGAUCGGAUCAGAAAACAGCAGGAAUUACGAGUGAAUAAUUCUCAAGAGGAGAUGGUGUGAAAAGCUGUCACUGCAAAAAACAACACUACAGCCAAGAGAGACAAUGGAAGUCUAACGGUCAUGCCAAAACCAAAUGUACAGAAAGCUUUAUACUUGACAGAAUUAUGUAUUUUUUAGCAGGACUGCAGUUAUAUGCACUACCCUGUAGUUUAUACAACAGUGAAUCAAGCUGUGAUGUUCAGUUUUGGCUCAGAUAAACCAUCAGUAUAUUGAGAUGCAUAUGACUAAAGAUUGCAUCUCUGACUCAUUUUUCUGUUGUGGCCAAGAAAGACAGAGAAAGCGAUAGAUAGUAAUCCCUCGCUACUUCGCGGUUCAAGUUUCCCGGCCUCAGUGCAUCGCUGAUUUUUCAAAAAUAUUCAUCAAAAAAUAAAAAUAAAAACGGUUUCCCAGGAUGCCAGACAAAGAGAGAAACUCUCUCAGAGGAUUUGAUCAUACCCAUGGGCACUCAGACAUAGCACAUGAUUGGUUCCCGGCACGAGAUCUGAGCUGAUUGGCUGCGCAUCAUCGCAUCCUCUCCCAGCAUCUUCCCUUGUUGUAUCUCGCCACUCUCGUUCACGCUGUCAACUGUGUCUCGCAUAUUGUGUUCGAAAUUAACUUUUCGUUAAGCCCUUACAAUGCCUCCUAAGUGCCAUGCCCCUGUGAAAGAUUAGCGAAAGAUCUGCGAAAGAUUAGUGAGCUCAAGAGGAAGAGGAAGAUGAUGACCAUCAGUGAAAAGGUCAAACUUAGGGCCAAUCCUACUUCACGGAUUUUCACCUAUCGCGAGGGGUUCCGAUCCCCAAGCAACUACAGCUUAAAUUUCCUCCAAUGAGAUCUGAACAGUGGUGCACAUUUUAUCAGACAUCUACACAACAGGUACUUUGUUAGACUCAGGAGAUCCAAAUGAUCUGUUUGUGUACUGUUCUUCAGUGUUCGGGAUGUCCGAGACACCAGAUACAGCUUCCUCAUUCAAACAGAACACUGCAUUCAUGUAUGAACUAAUACAUUUAGCUCCUGAUCCUCUAUGCAAAGAGACAGCAGACCUUGUACACUCUUUACCUGCUGCAUAAAGUGCCCUACAAAAGUAAUCAGUCAAUGCUGGGAUCUACUUAGGACUUAUUUUCUGAAUGCACCAAGGUACUAAUUCAUUGCAUUUCAGAAGCAGAUUUAUCCUGGUCAGGAAUAUCCGGAUCCAGGACGAUGGAGCACAAGGAAGUAUUAUGCUGUUCAUGGGUUGCCAGAUCAUCACAGAGCACCAUGCAUACAUGUUUUCACCCCAAGCACCCAGUGUGCAUAGCAGCAUUGGAGGAAGCCCACAAGCACACAGGAAGAACAUCAACACAGGAAGAAGUUCAACAUGAACUCUCGGAAUUAAAUCCUGCUGCGCUGCAGUGCCUUUUGUAAAAACAAAGGUUUUUACAAAUUUUGGAAUUUCUGAAGAAGUGUUCUCAAAACAGGGUUUUAUCGAGACCUUCAAAUGUCAAAGUCAACAGUCAUGUCUGUGAAAUUUAUAAAUAGUCUAUUGUAUUAUAUGCACCUUGUUUUAAUCUUUGUAUUGUGUUUAUGGUAAAAUAUCUGUCCUUUUUGUGCCAUCACUGUGCAAACUAAUCGUACAGUACAAGAUAGGAACCCUGAAGUACAUCAACAUUUUUAAAUGCAGAAAAAUCUUCAAUCAGACAAUAGUAGUGUUCAUAAGACUAGAUGCUGAGCAGAAUAAACAUGUCUCGUUCUCUCAGCUGUAUCGACACAGAAAACACGUAUGAUCGUGAUAAAUAUACUAAAUAAAAGCAAAGGUUUGUCAGAACUAGUAAAUAUAAAAAAUAAUGAGCACCCAGAAUUACUUUCGUUUUAUUUGGAGGAAUCCGGUUAGGAAGCUAGUUAAUGCGCACUGGUUAUAGGAUUUAUCCGCUGUGUCCACUGCCUCUUUACGUCUGUAUGGUCAAUUUCUCUAGCGAUCACGUCAGGACUGAUGUUUCUGCUCAAUGGGAAUGCACAAUGUGUUCUAAUAUAGAAAUUGAACGUCAGUCUGUUUUGUCCUUUUAUCGCUAAACAUUUUCUCUUGAAGGUCUACAGUCCACAAGAAACAAUUGCUCUGUAAUAACUCACCUGGGCUGCAAUUCUUUCAUAA